Messenger RNA from Striga asiatica, 498 nucleotides. The record is from the annotation of a GenBank genome assembly. Lineage: Eukaryota; Viridiplantae; Streptophyta; Magnoliopsida; Lamiales; Orobanchaceae.
AUGAAAGCCAAGCAUCAGCAGGACUUCACUUCGGCCAGAUUUUUCGCCAAAUGUGAUCCUUCCUUCGUCAGCCUUUGUCUGGGAGUUAUAAUAGAAGAGUUCUUCUUCUUCCUACCGAGGAAGGAAAGACUGAUAAGGUACGAGUGGAAUACCUAUAACGAGACAAGCAAAGAAAGGGCCAGAGAAAGGACGAAUAUAACUCUACUUCGCUCGGGGCGGGGCAUAAACUACUCCCAGGGAGAAUUCUUUAUUGAGUUGAGAGUGGGCUUAAGGGCUGACUUGUUUCAACAUUUUAUAGACUUAGAUCUCUCAUACCAUAACAUAAGCAAAAUCUUUCCUUUGACCCUUGGUCUACUCCUAAGAUCUGUCCUAAGGUGGGAAGCGGAUACAUCAAUGAAUGAAAAGAAAGAAAGAAUGAUUCAACAUUUCAUAAUAAGAAGUGGGACCGAUUUUGCGAGGCAAGAGCAACUGCUUCGCUCAAAGAGACCUUACUGCUGA